Rhinopithecus roxellana (golden snub-nosed monkey) is the source of this 3693-nucleotide messenger RNA. RefSeq names its product ITPRIP like 2 (gene ITPRIPL2). The transcript has a single exon. Lineage: Eukaryota; Metazoa; Chordata; Mammalia; Primates; Cercopithecidae. The coding region runs from base 493 to 2100 and encodes 535 amino acids. The record is from RefSeq and is a predicted model, not a curated record.
GAGGAGGCCCGGGAGGGGGCCGACCCGGCUCGCCAGCUCCACGCUCGGCUCCAGACUCCGGCAUUUCCUCCCGGCUAGCUGGCGCGGCCUCGCCUCCCCCUCGGAAGAGGAAACUCCCGGGGUCCGAGUAACAGGGUCAGGCGCGGAGAGGAGCGGCGGGAGAGCCAGGAGGGCCGCCCAGGGUAGGAGGCGAGCCAGGCCGGGCCAGAAGCUGGCCGACGGCGGUGCGCGUGGGCACCGGGCCGGGAGGGCCGCUGGGCCGGACUCAGCGCGCAGCCGGGGCAGGGCGGGCCGCAGCUGGAAGGAACACUUGAGCUGGGAGAGGAGGCCGAGCUGGAGGGCGGCUUCCCUCGGGCCUGCGAUCGGGAAGUCGCCGAGGAGGAGGAGACGGGGACAGCCGGGCUGCCCGGACGCUGUGCGCAUGCUGGGCUGGGGUCGCCGCGGGGGCUCGCCCCUUGGGCUGCUCGGCCACCGCCGCCCCGGGCGCCCGGCAUGUCGGUGCACUACACCCUCAAUCUACGCGUCUUCUGGCCUCUGGUGACCGGCCUGUGCACCGCCCUGGUGUGCCUCUACCAUGUCCUGCGGGGAAGCGGGGGCGUUCGGGCUGAACCCCCCGACGGCGUGGACGGCGGCUUCCCGCUGCUCAAGGUGGCCGUCCUGCUCCUUCUCAGCUACGUCCUCCUGCGCUGUCGCCACGCUGUCCGGCAGCGCUUCCUGCCCGGGUCUCCCAGUCUGCGGGGUCACGCCGCCUUCUCCUCGAGACACUUCCGAGAGCCGGGCCUCAGCAUCCUGCUGGAGAGUUACUACGAGCACGAGGUGCGUCUGUCUCCGCACGUGUUGGGCCACAGCAAGGCGCACGUGAGCCGGAUCGUGGGCGAGCUGGUGCGGGCCGGCCGCGCCCGGGGGUCCCCCGGUCUCAUUCCCGGGGGAGCGCUGGCCUUGGCCUUCCGCGGAGACUUCAUCCAGGUGGGCAGCGCCUACGAGCAGCAUAAAAUCCGCCGGCCCGACAGCUUCGACGUGCUGGUGCCACUGCGCCUGCCGCCGCUUGUGGCGCUGGAGCCACGGAGCCUGGGCGAGGAGCCAGUGCUGGCCCCAGCCUUCCGCGGCUGCUUCGUGUGCGCCCUCAAGGCACCACCCUCACCAUUGGGGGCCUCGGGGGGCCACUGGCUUCGGGACUGCAAACCCUUUGCUGAUGCCUUCUGCGUGGAUGUGCGCGGGCGGCGUCACCUCUCUGCUACUCUGGUGCUGCGCUGGUUCCAGUCGCAUCUGCAGCGCUCCUUGGCCACUGUGCGUUACAGCCUGGAGGGGCGCUGUCGGGUCACUUUGACCCCAGGUGGCCUGGAACAGCCCCCCACCUUACACAUCCUGCCCUGCCGCACUGACUACGGCUGCUGCCGCCUUUCCAUGGCUGUGCGUCUCAUCCCCGCAGUCCAUCUGGGAGAUGGGGUCUUUCUUGUGGCGCCACCACCGCCACCCCUGCCCAGCGCGCCCCUGUUGGAGCUCCCUGAGGGCCUGCGCGCGGAGGCACUGUGGGGUGUGAACACAGCACGCCAGGAGCAGAAGCUGCUGAGUUGGCUGCAGGAACGGGCAGCUCCAGGUGCCUGCUACCUCAAGUGCCUGCAGUUGCUUAAGGCUCUGCGAGAUCUGGGCGCCCGUGGGCUGGACUCAGCGGCUGCCACCCAGUGGGGACGCAUCCUGUCCUCAUAUGUGCUCAAGACAGUGCUGCUGGCAGUGCUGCUGCGCAAGGGGGCCCCUGGGCAAGGCUGGGACGAGGAGCACCUGGGAACGUGUUUGGAGGAGUUGGUGCAGUUCCUUAGGGACUGCCUGCUGCGACGCCAUACGCUCUUCCACUGCGUCCUGGGCCCUGGUAGGGCAGCUGCCGAGGUGGGUCCCCUGCCCAAGGCACUGCGGGAAGCCGCCCCAGUUGACCUCCUGGCCGCUUUCGACGGGCACGCCCGGGAACUUGCAGCGGCGCGGUUGCUGUCCACGUGGCAAAGGCUGCCCCAGCUUCUCCGGGCCUACGGGGGUCCCCGCUACCUUGCCAGGUGCCCCCCGCCCCGGAGUCAGCGCACCCAGGGCUUCCUUGAAGGUGAACCGUAAACCCUGACAGCACCCCCACCUGACCAAAUGCUCCUAAAGCCUUUCCCACUGGGUGGGGGUGGGAAUGGCGGCGAAGCCAGUUAAAUGCAAGAUUGCAGAAGGCAGAGAAAAAUUUGGUGGCUGCCACAAGCUUUAGUGGCUUAAAUAUCACCUCCUCGCUUCACAGUCCAUCUUCACACCCACUAGAGUGUCCUGGGCAAACUAAGGCAAAACAUGCAACAGCAGCCCCAAGAAUUGGUUCAAAUGAUGUUCUCUGUGGAGGGAUUCUGUAGAAGGGUGUGGCUUUUACAGAAGUCCAGUAGAAGCAGCAAGAUCUAGCUGCAGGGAAAAUUUCUUCUGUCGGUUUUUAGACACAGAUCUCUCUGCCCAAAUUAAAAACAAACAAACAAACAAACAAAAAACACUAAAGUUUUUGACACAAUUCCUUGCUAGGUACUUGGUUCCUGAUUGUCUUUAAAAAGAAAAAUCUGAAUCUUUAUUUGCAACUGGAAUUGAAGUUCUAUUUUAGGGGCUAAUGUUCAGAGGAACAUAAUUUCGACUGUUCAAGUUAGUAUUAAUGUAUUUUUAAAAUGGUGCAAUCACAGGUGUUUGACAAGAUUGUCAAAAAAUCAAGUCACACAGAUGGAAAGGCAAUCGAGAGUUGAUUAGAGAAACUUCCAGAGAAAAUAGCACUUUAUAUUGAUCAAUUCACUCAUAUUGUGGUAAUUGCUAGCACCAAGCAUUGCGUCUGAGAGGGAAGCCAGUUAUAUUUAUUAUUAAAUGUACAGCCUUGAAAAGUGGCCAGCAUGCUUGCCUAACAUCGCUGCAGGCCACAAGCUGGGAUAUGUACCAGUCCGUCAACACCCAUUCAUGGAACUACCUACUACCAGCCAGACAUGGCUGGAACCAAAGUAGCAACCAAAUACAUAUUCAAGACAACACUGGUGAAGGCAUAAAACAUGUUGGCUUUGGAGAAAGAUGUGUUUUAGGCUUUGCCUAUAAAGGUGUUCCUCCAAGGCUGGCUGCUGGCUGGAGACAGAAACGUUUUUUGUUUUAAGGUUUUUAGCAAACUCCUUCACAAAGAGAUUUCUUUCUGAGCUUAAUGAGCUAAUGAAAAGGAAAUGCCUGCUGUUUAGGAUGUGGUUUGUGCUGGAUCUGUAACCACUGAUGGUUCCUCCUUGUUCAAGCAGUCUUACGUGGUCCAAGAGACCUGUUGAUUCAGCACAGGUCUUGCAAAACAUUUCACUUAUAGUUCAGUAUCUUGGGCUCUGUGCUUGAAGGUCAGUUACUCCUUGGUCGUGGGCAGAGGAGACAAAUUAGGAAAAGAGCAAGGGAGAUAGCCCUUGACAGCAGUCUGUCUCUUUUUUCUCUUUAGGUAUCAGUAUCACCAGGUUGAGUGUGUUUUGCAGCUGGGAGGAGCCUGUCCUGGAAUUGUUCCUUGUUCUACCAAAUUUAUAACAGCCCUCAAUUACAGUUUAAAGUUCAUCAUGGCCCGUCAUCGGUUUGCCUGAUUGGAAAUGCAGCCAGUCUAAGUGUUACACAUUGGGUUUUUUUUCUUAAUAAAAACAUGUACCGCCUCAGACUCUUACAGCUAAAAUUUGGAAGACAGAAAUG